Amphiprion ocellaris (clown anemonefish) is the source of this 5045-nucleotide messenger RNA. It is a transcript of the gene pdgfrb, whose product is annotated as platelet-derived growth factor receptor, beta polypeptide. The record is from RefSeq and is a predicted model, not a curated record. NCBI's taxonomy places the organism in Eukaryota, Metazoa, Chordata, Actinopteri, Pomacentridae. The transcript is spliced from 23 exons. Bases 316 to 3636 code for a protein of 1106 amino acids. Gene Ontology annotation, biological process: cell chemotaxis; cell surface receptor protein tyrosine kinase signaling pathway; positive regulation of smooth muscle cell migration. Gene Ontology annotation, molecular function: platelet-derived growth factor beta-receptor activity; platelet-derived growth factor binding; ATP binding. Gene Ontology annotation, cellular component: signaling receptor complex.
AGAGAGAGAGAGAGAGAGAGAGAGAGAGAGAGAGAGACCCCCAUGGUGCUGUGAUUUGACUAAGCAAACAGCCAGGCUCAGUGCGGUACCUCCUCCAACAGACUCCUGGGACAGCAGAGAUUAACCUCAGACUCUGAACAUCUGAGGGAUCUAUACAUUUGAAGCAGCCGCCCCUGUCGAGACAACCAGCGGGAAACUUCUCCUCUGAUUUCCUUUUGUUGGCCACCAGCCUCUUUGGACGGAGAGAGGAGACUCAUCUAUGCUUCUAGGACCAGCCUGAAGAAGAACAAAUAAAAGUGGUAGAAGGCUUCCACCAUGAGGAGGGUGACAGGAUCCACGCUUCACCUGACAGUUACAUUUACAGCUCUCCUGUGUUUCUGCACUGAACUGUUCUGCCUGGAGAUCACACCUGAUGACAAAGAGCUGGUCCUGGCUGAGGGCUCCUCUGUCAGCCUCACCUGCUCUGGCUCUGGGGACACGACCUGGGAGUUUAAGAGAGAUGAUGUGCCGUACUUUCAAGUGGAACAAGUUCAAAACGCCCGUCAAAGCUACCAAGUCGUGCAAACUGGCACAACGUCCAGCGUUCUGACCUUGUGGAACGUGAGCUGGAAGCACACAGGCGUCUAUCAGUGCAUCGAUCGACUCACUGGAGAAACUAAGGAGGUGGCUGUGUUUGUUCCAGACCCUGACUUGUGGUUCAUAGAGAGCUCCCACGGCAUGGUAACGAAGACCAGUGAGGAGAGCACCAUCCCCUGCGUGGUCACCAACCCAAACAUCAGUGUCACCCUGUAUGAGAGGGACACCGAGCUGCCCAUCAGGGGGCUGUAUGUUCCCAGUGAGGGUUUCAAGGCACCGCUGGAAGACAGGACGUAUGUGUGCCGUGGAGAGCUGAACGGGGAAGUGAAAGACUCUCAGGCCUUCUACGUCUUCAGCAUUGUCGUCCCAGAGGCCCUGGGCGUCUACAUCAAUGCCUCAAGGACGAUCCUGAAGCAGGGAGAAACGCUGACAGUAAACUGCACGGUGCACGGAGUGGAAAUCGCAACUUUUUCUUGGGAUGUCCCCGGUGGAGACGUAAACAAGAUCGAGCCGCUGACAGACUACCUGUCCUCCACGAGCAUGCGUUCCUGCCUCAUCUACCCUCGUGCCUGGUUGGCCCAGGGUGGAAACUUUGUCUGCAAUGUCCACGAGGGAGUCCAAGAUCAGACGGCCUCUGCCAGCAUCAACAUCACCGUGCUCGAAAGAGGAUUUGUGGACGUGAAACCUGCUCAGCAUCAAAAUAUUUCAGCCAAGCUCCAAGAGAACGUGGAGCUGAGAGUGGAGAUCGAGGCCUACCCUCCUCCUCGGAUUCGCUGGACCAAAGAUGGCACCACCAUCAAGGGAGACAAAAUCAUUGCAAUCAGACAAGAGCAUGAAAUAAGGUACGUCACUGUGCUCACCUUGGUGAGGGUGAGGACUGAGCAGAAAGGUCUCUACACUGUCCUUGUUACCAAUGAAGACGACACAAAGCAAGUGACCUUUGACUUGGAAGUCCAAGUUCCCUCCCAGAUUAAAGACCUGACCGACCACCAUCUCCCAGGGAAGAGACACUUGGUGACCUGUGUAGCUGAGGGGGUCCCAACCCCGACCAUCAAGUGGUACAGCUGUGACAGCAUGCUCAAGUGCAGCAACCAGACGGCUGUUUGGCAGCCGCUGACGCCAGAGCCGGAGGUUCUGAGCAUCCAGACCAAUGUGAGCUACAGCCAGUCACGAAAAACCAGCCAGGUGCGCAGCCAGGUGACCUUCCAGAAGCCCCAGCAGGUGACAGUUCGCUGUGAGACCAACAACACAGCAGGGCUCGUCGACAGAAGAGACAUCAAACUGGUGUCCAGCACUCUGUACUCCCAGGUGGCAGUAUUGGCUGCUGUUCUCGCCUUAGUGGUCAUCAUGAUCAUGUCUAUCAUCAUCCUCAUCGCUGUAUGGAGGAAGAAACCUCGCUACGAGAUCAGAUGGAAAGUGAUCGAGUCUGUGAGUCAGGACGGACAUGAGUACAUCUAUGUGGACCCCAUCCACCUUCCCUAUGAUCUGGCCUGGGAAAUGCCCCGAGACAACCUGGUGCUGGGUCGCACUCUUGGAUCAGGAGCAUUUGGCAGAGUGGUCGAGGCAACUGCUUACGGUCUCACACAUUCCCAGUCCAGCACAAAAGUGGCAGUGAAAAUGUUGAAAUCUACAGCCAGGAGGAGCGAGACUCAGGCACUCAUGUCAGAGCUGAAGAUCAUGAGUCACCUUGGUCCUCACCUCAACAUCGUGAACUUGCUGGGAGCGUGCACCAAACAUGGCCCUCUGUACUUGAUAACCGAGUACUGUCGCUAUGGCGACCUGGUGGACUACCUGCACAGGAACAAGCACACCUUCCUGCAGUAUUACGCUGAGAAGAACCAAGAUGACGGCUGCCUCAUCUCCAGAGGAAGCACCCCUCUGAGUCAGAGAAAGGGGUAUGUCUCUUUCGGAAGUGAGAGUGAUGGAGGAUACAUGGACAUGAGCAAAGACGAGCCCUCAGUCUACGUCCCCAUGCAGGAGCAGAUAGACACCAUCAAAUAUGCAGACAUCCAGUCCUCUCCAUACGAGUCCCCCUACCAGCAGGACCUCUAUCAGGAACAAGGUGAAAACAGAUUGGACCUGGUGAUCAGUGACUCUCCCAGUCUCACCUACGAUGAUCUUUUGGGUUUCAGCUACCAAGUGGCACAGGGGAUGGAGUUCCUCGCCUCCAAGAAUUGUGUCCAUCGAGAUCUGGCUGCCAGGAACGUGUUGAUCUGUGAGGGCAAGCUGGUGAAGAUUUGUGACUUUGGCCUUGCGAGAGACAUCAUGCAUGAUUCCAAUUACAUCUCUAAAGGCAGCACCUUCCUGCCUCUAAAGUGGAUGGCACCAGAAAGUAUUUUCCAUAAUCUGUACACCACCCUGAGUGAUGUGUGGUCAUACGGCAUUCUUCUUUGGGAGAUUUUCACACUAGGAGGAACCCCGUACCCUGAUUUGCCCAUGAAUGAACUAUUCUACAGUGCUUUGAAGAGAGGCUACCGAAUGGCCAAACCUGCCCAUGCCUCUGAUGAAGUUUAUGAAAUCAUGAAGAAGUGCUGGGAUGAAAAGUUUGAGAAGAGGCCUGAGUUCUCCUUCCUGGUCCACAGUGUGGGGAACAUGCUGGCUGACACCUAUAAAAAGAGAUACAGCCAAGUGAACGACAACUUCCUGAAGAGUGAUCACCCCGCAGUCGCUCGCACCAAACCCAGACUCUCCUCGCCCUUUCCCAUUGCCAGCCCAGUCUUCAGCUCCCCAGCUCCCAUUACCCUGUUCUCCUCCCCCCCGGAUCUCUACAGCCAGAGCCUGAGGCCCGGAGACUUCAGGCGUGAGGUGGAGGCACAGGAGGUCAUGGCUUCAUACAACGAGUACAUCAUUCCCAUCCCAGACCCGAAGCCAGAGGAGGUUUUCACUGAUGUACCGUCAGAAAGCCCUGCAAGUUCCCUGGUUCUGGAGGAGGAAACUGACUCCAUGUCUCAGGACACGGCUGACACGCUUCCAGAGGAGGAAAGACUGGAGGACACCAGCGAGAGAGACGCUCUGCUGGGUUCCUCCGGGACGCCCGAGGUAGAAGACAGCUUCCUGUAGCCACAAGCACAAACCCUGAGAAAACAGAGCCCCUUUCUGGGAUUUUUUUUUUUUAACAUGCCUGAAAAAGGGAAUGUGACUAAUCUAAAAUGUAGCAAAACUGAGACUAAGAGAGUACAAAUCUUUGUAUUUCCACCAGGCACUCAAUAAGUUCUGUCUUCUUUGAGGUUUUACAGUUACAAAUAAUGAAUUUAAUGCUAUUCUCUGGUCUUUUUUUAAAAAUUUGCCAUAAUAUAAAUGCCGUGCCCACACUCCUGUGCAAUCAGUUUACAGUAAGUAGUGACAUAUUUACUGUAUUUUCCAUUUUAGCUAGACACUUACUAUCUAGAAACAUCGAGCCAUUUGCCUUUUUGGUUAUUAUUACUGAAUCCCCACUUUUACUGUUCACAACCAAAACAAACUAGAAGCCAACAUUUAAAAGUCACAACCUUGAUUAGAUAUGGAAUGUUGGAAACCGAAUCAAAAACAAAAUGAUGAACACCACAAUCAGAACAAACUAUAAACCAACUUUUUAAAGUCACAACAAAAUACUUCCCAAACAAGAACACUUCAUGUAUAAGCGGGAACAUUAUGUCCUAAACUGUGAUCAGAUAUGAAAGGUUAGAAAUUCAAAUGUAUUCUUUAAAAAUUCUUUUUACUCUUCUUGGGUACAAUCAAUGCCUGUGUUCACUGUAUUGUAGCAGUUUUGUAAAAUGUAAUUCCCAGGACCUAAAAUGCAGACAAAUUCCACAUGCACUGCUUUAAUGUGAGAUAUACUUUCCUUUUAGUUACAUAUUCUACAUGUGUCAGUACUUUUAUUUGAGAAUUUUGAAUAGGAUGUUGAAUUUUGAAUACUUGUUUUGUGUAGACUUAAUUCAUAGUUCUGUGCCAGAUUUGCACUUUAUUUAGAAAAAAAAAUAUGUGGAUAUUAAGAUGUAAACUUACACUAUGUGAAAGAUAGAAGCUACAACUGAGAAUUAUUAGAGCAUCUGACCUAUAUAUGGGGCUGUUAGAGCGGCUGUUAUGUCCAGUUUAUGUGAAGACAGGUGACUCUCUCAAGUGAAAAUAAUAAAUACAGCGUCUCACUGCCUUAGCAAAAGGUGGCACACAUGAGUGCCUUUGUAUAGACUGAUUCUUGUCUUGCAGCUAUGCUGCUUGCAGAUAUGAAGGGCUACUGUACUCAAGUAAUGUACAUGUAAAAAUGAUGCCUUAGUCUUCUGUUGCUUUGGAUUGCAUUUACUUACACAGUGUUUUUUGACUUUCAAUACUUGUCCAACAUUUUAAAACAGCACAUUAUUAUUUCUUGUAGCAUUUGUUCACUGUAUCACAAGCUAUGGUACCAAAGCUCUUCUUAACGUUUACAAAUGUAUUUUUUAUAUGUAUCAUUUUAUAUGUUGUAAAUGUGAGAAUAAAUGUGUAUUAUCAUAGUA